Microbotryum saponariae is the source of this 1329-nucleotide messenger RNA. The record is from the annotation of a GenBank genome assembly. NCBI's taxonomy places the organism in Eukaryota, Fungi, Basidiomycota, Microbotryomycetes, Microbotryales, Microbotryaceae.
AUGUCAAAAUUCGACAAAAAUCGUAGUCGGGCGGUAGGUCGACUUUUAUGGUCCAGAAAAUGCAGAAAGGGUCGUACGUGACUUCUGGUCGAGGUGCCGAUACCACAGGCAGGUGCGGCAGACCCAAUAGUGUACAAGUACAUCCAUCAGUUGCGGCCUGGAAGGCCGCAACACAGACAAAAACUGUGAUUUUAGGGUUAUGGGUCGCGGAUCGACCUUUUUACUAGAUAGAGUAAUAACUGAGAUAAAGUCUGACCCUGACAGGUGCGCGACAAGCUCAAUCCUAACCAACUUCGUCCAAAAACUUCCAAACACACCAUCUUUGACAAUGGAGCCACUCAGUUUGGGAAGACCCGUGGACGCCCACAUGAGACAAAAGUUUCCAACAGCCUAUCCUCGACCAAGGAUCACGCGGCUGCUAAGCGAAUGGCGGCCAUUCCCGAGGUCAUUGACAUCGAAGAACUGAGGGAUGACGAGAAGCCACCAUGCCAGCUCGCACCGUUACAAGAAGGAUGUCUUCCACUCAAUAUCUACGAUACAGUUCAGCUGGAGGAGCGCCGAAGCAAUGUUUCUGCCGUCAAGGACAUUAUCAAGCGCAUUCCCAAUGAUAUUCAGAAGGUUGAUUGGGACAUAUUCCUCGACAUUCACGCCGGCGACCACGCACCAGGUUUGAACUUGAGCUCCUUGCACGAAAUGGCCAACAUGAAUUUGUGGUUGAGGGCUUCGCACAUUGAUGCUUUCAGCAGCGCUAUCAACCGGUUCCAAGGCCAAUUGCCUUUCAAUGGUCGAUCAAAAGAGGUUCGCGACCUUGAACCGACGUGCUACGCAUUCUAUCUCGAAGGAGGGAAGUGCGCAAAGGGAAUUGGAGGCACUCGACCAACCGAGCGGCAGCAAGGUGUGAGUUCGGAUGAGAAUGGGCAUGCAUAGCUUUCUAGCAUCAUUGACAGGAGGUCUGCCUCUUCGUUGCGCCGCCCCCUCACCAGAUUCUCCUUUCUCGAACACCAGUUCUACUCUUCCCAACUCAUGUCACCAAUCAUUGGAUCCUUGUCGAGGCACGCUUUUCCGAUUGUACAUUUCGCGUGUACGACUCUCUUUUUGGCAGGGAGAACAUGCGCAAGGAGGCAAGCGAAAGUCUCGAUGUGAGUUCAUUCUCUAACGAUCACAAAGUACUUCCAAAGGCAAUCAAUCUCUGCGCAGCCGCUGACGUCAUUCGCCCUUUCUGCCUGCCAGUCAAUCAUCAAUUUUUUGGAGACUCGUGCACAGGGACCGAUAGAGCGCAUCACUGGAGGCAUUGAUCGACCGACAGUCCCGUACAAAAAUUGGAAGUGA